Aspergillus ibericus CBS 121593 is the source of this 1887-nucleotide messenger RNA. Its product is annotated as unc-93 family MFS transporter. Bases 80 to 1603 code for a protein of 507 amino acids. The record is from RefSeq and is a predicted model, not a curated record. NCBI's taxonomy places the organism in Eukaryota, Fungi, Ascomycota, Eurotiomycetes, Eurotiales, Aspergillaceae. Gene Ontology annotation, molecular function: transmembrane transporter activity. The transcript is spliced from 4 exons. Gene Ontology annotation, biological process: transmembrane transport.
AAGUCGCAAAUCACCAUCCACUUUCCACCGCUAUUGCAUUAACACCUACAUCUAAUCCCGUGGUUGCCAACCAACAUCAAUGGCCACCUCCACAAUGGGGCAGGAAGACCUUCAUCCUGAGAAAGAAGUCCCCGCGGUCACCUCAGAUCCGGAAGCCGGCCAUGAUGCCCACCUCACCGGUAAAGCGUGGAUGUACAAGCCGAUUAAGAUUGGUCCGUGGUCGUUGCCAUACUUCGCCUCCCCGGAAUCACAGCUCCUGCUCGUCUCCUUCGUGUGUUUCCUCUGCCCUGGCAUGUACAAUGCGGUCAGCGGUCUAGGUGGUGGUGGUCAGCUGGACCCUACCGAUGUCAGUGAUGCCAACACGGCUCUAUACAGCACUUUCGCCGUAGUUGGCUUUUUCGCAGGUUCCAUUGCGAAUCGCAUUGGCCUUCGCCUGACACUCUCAUUCGGUGGCUUCGGCUAUUUUCUUUACGUGGCUUCACUUCUGUCGUAUAACCACAAUAAGAACUCCGGCUUUCUUAUAUUCGCUGGCGCGCUACUGGGUGUUUGCGGUGGCCUGUUGUGGUGUGCGCAGGGUGCAGUCAUGAUGAGCUACCCAAAUGAAAAGGAAAAGGGCAAGUUUAUUGCAAUCUUCUGGGUGAUCUUUAACCUGGGUGGUGUGAUUGGCAGCUUGGUUCCCUUGGGUCAGAACCUACACUCUGAAGCGGGCCAGGUCAAUGAUGGCACCUACAUCGCCUUCAUGGUGCUUAUGGCGGUUGGCUUCGUCCUUGCAUGGGGUCUUUCAGACUCAAAGUAUGUUAGACGAAAGGAUGGCUCGCAUGUCAUUGUGAUGAAGAACCCAACGUGGAAAUCGGAGUUCAUGGGCCUUUAUGACACCAUCCGCAGCGACUAUUAUAUCAUCCUAUUUUUCCCCAUGUUCCUGGUGAGCAAUUGGUUUACAGCAUAUCAAUUCAACAGCGUCAAUGGUGCCUAUUUCGAUAUCCGGACGCGGUCCCUCAACAACCUCCUUUAUUGGCUUAUGCAGAUGGUUGGCGCAUUCGUGUUCGGACAGAUCUUGGACUUGAAGUUCCUUUCCCGCCCAAUGCGAGCCAAGCUCGGGCUUGGUCUCCUCUUCGCCAUCACAAUGGGAGUCUGGGGUGGUGGAUAUGCUUUCCAAAAGACAUACACACGGGAAACAGUCUCGGCAACUACCGACUGGACAACUAGCGGCUAUGUCGGGCCCAUGUUUUUGUACAUGUUUUAUGGCUUUUACGACGCGGCUUUUCAGACCUGUGCAUAUUGGUUCAUGGGUUCGCUUAGCAACAACGCUCGUAAAUUGGCCAACUUUGCGGGUUUCUACAAAGGGAUCCAGUCUGCCGGUGCGGCUGGCAUGUGGCGAAUGGAUGCUGUGGGGACCCCUUAUAUGACCGAAUUCGCGUCCUGCUGGGGCCUGCUCGCCGGUAGCCUGCUCAUCGCAUCCCCCGUGGUGCUUUUCAAGAUUAAGGAGCAUGCGGACGUCGAAGCCGAUCUCAACUUUUCAGACGAAACUGCGCAAGAAGUGGGCGUCCCACUGGAAGAUCACCCCUCCGAGAAGAAGGACGAGAAGGCUGUGACUGUGGCAUGAUCAUUGACUGGAGUCCGUGACAAUGUAGCGGGCACGUGAGCAUCAUUCUGGCCACGUUUUCGCCUGCAACGUGCUCGGUGACCAGAUAUGUUUCUUUUGCUUUUCCGCUGAAUAUCCAAGAUCAGAAUGGGCUUGAAGCGUUGAAUGACAUCUAGCUGAGGUAACUCUUAUGUAAGCUAUCAGCGAGUUACGAUUUAUCUUAAUGGAAUAAUAAGCAAUGACUCUCUAAUCACUGGGGUUUGUUGUUCAAGUUUCCCGGCUACUUUGUGAUUAGAGCAUGGUAA